AUGCCCGUCAAAGGUUCAGACAUCAUCCUCAUUCUCGUGGCUAUCAUCUUCCCGCCUGCCGCAGCUGGGAUCAUCACCGGCUGUUCAUGUGACCUGUUCAUCAACAUCUGUCUGACUGUUCUGGGAUACCUACCGUUCGUUCCCUCCUUCCUCUCUGAACUCCCCAUGGGCGGACACAUCCACGCCUUCUGGUUGAUCUACAAGAAGAUCAAGGCUGAGGAGUACUUCGGGCCGGGCGGAUACGAGUACCUCGGGAACGGCGAGUUCCAGGGUGUACAGGGCUUCGCUGGGCACCAGGGAGGAGUAGCGCCACCGCAGGCUCACUAUGGCGCUACCCGCUAA
Messenger RNA from Dioszegia hungarica, 342 nucleotides. RefSeq lists its product as uncharacterized. The record is from RefSeq and is a predicted model, not a curated record. Gene Ontology annotation, cellular component: membrane. The coding region runs from base 1 to 342 and encodes 113 amino acids. The transcript has 6 exons. Lineage: Eukaryota; Fungi; Basidiomycota; Tremellomycetes; Tremellales; Bulleribasidiaceae.